Messenger RNA from Pieris rapae (cabbage white), 1842 nucleotides. RefSeq names its product 46 kDa FK506-binding nuclear protein (gene Fkbp45). NCBI's taxonomy places the organism in Eukaryota, Metazoa, Arthropoda, Insecta, Lepidoptera, Pieridae. The transcript has 8 exons. Gene Ontology annotation, molecular function: peptidyl-prolyl cis-trans isomerase activity. The record is from RefSeq and is a predicted model, not a curated record. The coding region runs from base 186 to 1397 and encodes 403 amino acids.
GCAAGCGCGCAAUCUUCGGGUCGACAUUGGGGCUUGCGCACAUUUUUAAGUUGGCAUUUCAAUAUUCAAGCAUUGAAGCGGCUGCAUUUCUAACGCACUUUAAAAUAUUUACCCACUUAAAGAAUAUCAGUAGCGUUAGCCGUAGUAUAUCUUUAUAACAGAAAAUAAGAUACACAAUCAGCAAAAUGUUUUGGGGACUUAUUAUGGAGCCAAACAAGCGGUAUACACAAAUCGUGGAUAAGCCAUUCCACAUUUCACACGCUGCAAUGGACAUAUCAACUGGAGAUAACGAACCAUGCCAAGUAAUGAUCGUUGUCGAUGGCAAAAACUUCUUAGUAUGCACAUUACAAAAGAAACAGUCUAUUCAGAUGCCACUUGACCUAUACUUCAAGACUGGUGAAAAUGUAGCUUUUUUGACUAAUGGAAAGUGCAAUGUGCAUUUGACUGGUUAUGUGGAUCCUGAAUUUGAUGAUGAAAUAUCUGAGGAUGAAGGCGAAGAAGAGGAAGAGGAAUCCGAGGAACAACAGGAUGCAAAACCAGCGAAAAACAAAAGGAAGUUAGAACUUAGCGGGGAAUCACAAGCUAAAAAACUGAAGAAGGGCCAAAAAGCAGCUGCUGCUGAUGACAGUUCAGAGUCAGAUGAAAACAAUGACCAAUUGCAGAAGUUCCUUAAUGGAGAAGAUAUUGAUAGUGAUGAAAAUGAUGAGUCAUUCAAAGUAAAUACAUCUGCAGAGGCUGACAGUGAUGAAGAGGAGAGUGAUGAUGAUGAAGAAGAGGAAGCAGAGGAAGAGGAAGAAGAGGAUGAGGAAGAUGAGGCUGAGACAUCUAAAGCAUCAUCCAUGGACACAAGCAAAGAUGAUAGCCAGGUUGACAUGAGUAAGCUCACCAAAAACCAAAAGAAACGUCUGAAAAAGAAACUACAGAAAGAAAAGCAGGUGCAAGUGAAUGGUGUUGAUAAGGCUAAGAAAGAAAAGCCGGAGGCUCAAAAACAAGAAAAAAAGAAGCCAGAAGGCAAAAAAGAAAAAGAGUCCCCAGUAGUUGCUACUGAAAAAAAGGAAAAGAAAUCGCUCAGUGGUGGUGUUUUUGUUGAAGACAUUAAAGUAGGCUCUGGACCUGUAGCCAAACCUGGCAAAACUGUAAUGGUGUAUUAUGAAGGAAGAUUAAAACAAAACAACAAGAUGUUUGACAACUGUGUAAAGGGACCUGGAUUUAAGUUCAGAUUAGGUGGAAAAGAGGUGAUUGCAGGAUGGGAUGUUGGUGUUGCUGGUAUGAAAGUUGGUGGCAAGAGGAAAAUUGUCUGUCCACCCGCUAUGGCGUAUGGUGCUAAAGGAUCACCUCCAGUUAUUCCACCAAAUUCAACCCUAGUUUUUGAAGUAGAACUUAAGAAUGUUAAAUAAAAAGUUAAGAUCCCUAGUUUUAUGUUACUGUUUGAUUAUUAUAUAAUAUUGACACACUCAGAGUGUGGAGAACGUUCCAGAGUUGCCAUUUGUCAUCUUUUAAAGUGUAAAAGCUUGUUUUUCAUAAUCAUUCUUUUAAGUGAUUUAUUUCUUAGCAUAACAUUCUUGAUAUCUGUAAGUGCACAGAUUUUUAGAUAAAUGUCAAUUCCUAUUUUGUCAACAAUGAAGACAUGAACUCAGUUUUGGAAAACUGUUAAAUGUGACAUUAGUGUAGCUAGUUUAUUUGUCUUAAAUACAAAGUGAUUAUAUUUAAGUUUAUAUUUGCUUACAUUUUUGGUGUAUUUAGCCUGUCUUAAAUCUGGUGUCUUUAACUGAUAGGUUAAUGUAAUGCUCUAAUAACUCUUAAUUGACAUAAACUAAGCAGAAAUAAAUUCGAUUAAAUAUG